GGGUGGCAGGUGUUUCUAAAAGGAACAUGAACAUAGGAUGAACGGCCUCACAUACAGCCCCCGCAUCUCCCACCCGCCACUGCCCCACUGAUCUGGCAGGCAGGGACCGCUGAAUUUUGUGCCAGGGGGCUCACAUCCAACGAGUGAGCUUGUAGGUAGCUGUAGAAUGAUGGCCAGGAGAGGAACCUUAGUAUUGACUUGGUCCAACCUCUUCAUUACAAACCGGGGACUCUGAAGCCCCAAGAAGGGAGGGGACUUGCCCAAGGUCACACAACAAAUUUGUGAGUUCCUAGGCUAAUCUUAGACGAGGAACUUUGCAAUCCUCCAUGUUGCCUUCUAUUCCUGAACUCUCCCCACCCCCAUCAGAGCUGAGUACAGGGGAUUUUUGGAAAAGAAAUGAAGACUCAAAAAGCCUAAGGCUGUACAUCUUUCAACUUGGGACUCCUUGCCAAAGAGAGGGCGCUACAGAUGUCGCUGGGGGUAGGGAUUCCUAGCCACACCCACCACCGAGGUAGGCCAUGGGCUUGUCUUGUCUUGAUUCCUGCUGGUGAGGGGCUGGAGCUGCUACAGGCCAGACUCCCAGACUUUCUCAUGUUAGUACCUGCUUUCAGCGGCUGCCUGACACCUAACAUCAUCUCUUCCAGCUGAUGUUGGGGCUCGAGCUGGCUAAGCUUGUUUUCCUUCAUCCUCCCCAGUUUCCAGUGCAUUUUGCCUCUAGCUGGAUGGACCAUUCCUUACCUUAUUGGGUUCCUAAUGAAUAGAGAAACUUCUGGGGCUUGUCUGAUUUAGGAAGGGUCUGUAGUUACCCCCAAACCCUUUCUAAUGAAAUCUUCCAGGAGUCUAGGACAAAUGAUAAAGGGAUUACCCCCAUUUUACAGGUGGGGAGACUGAAAUUCAGCAAGGGGCCCCGUAUUUGGUUGUUUUUUAGUUUUUUGGGGGUGAGGUGAUGAAGGGAGCAAAUGAUGAUAAAAACUUUUGCCUAGAGGAGCUUCCAAAGACCCCUUCUGGUCUUACCAUCCCCACGGUCAGGAAACCUUCCCAGAUUCUGAUUUCAUUCCCACUUGGUAGAGUCAAAGCUUUGUCACUCAGUGGGGGUUGGAAGAACAGCUGCGUACCCUCCACUAUGCAAGCAUUAUGUCUUGAUUUCCUCUUUAUCCACCCUGCCCCUCCCCAGUCUGAAGGCUGCUGGCUCAGCGGGCCUCCUGCCGUCUGGGGAGUCUGGGUUUGAGCUGGGGUGAGGCGGUGGCACCAUCGUUAUGGUAACGAGGUGCCAGCUCAUCAUUGCUAAUAACUUGUCAGGCCCCUGGGCUCCAUGCAGCGUCUCUUCCUACCAGCCCUUCUUCCCAUGUCACAGACAGAAAAAGUAAGGCUUUGAUGGAGGGGUCUGGGAAUAAGGGAGUCUGGAGAAGUGGGUGGCCUUGUCCCUGGGGCUGUAGCUGGAGAGCUGCGGGGAGGCUGCUUGGAAGCUGGUUUACACACAUGGUUACAUAGGCUUGCAUAUGAUUGCGUGGGCUGUUAACAUGUGAAAACACUCAGAACAUGCUUAUAUAAACUUAUACAGGCUAGCUGACAUGUUCAUGUGUUUUUACACAGCAGCCCACAGGCAAACAUGCUUCCAAGCAUCAGAACAUGCUUGUGCCUGAAUACUGUCUCUACCAUCUGCACAUAAGGCACCCAAGAAAUCUGGGUUUGUGGGGGUGUCCAGGUAUGUGGGUGGGGAUCUGAUCUUUUUCUGAUGCAGCUUCAAAGUGUCUUGUUAACAAAGGGACAGAAUGGUCCCAGGGUUCCUUCUUCUUCCUUCCAGUUAAGAGCUCAGAGUGGAAGUGGGCUGGGGAUGGUGUCGGGGGCCCAAGCUCCCAGCUCCCAAAGGCCCCUGCUUCUAUGCCCUUUGAGCUCAGUCCAGAUGGGAGCUGGCUCCUUCAGAAAGGGGGCUCAGAACAGGGUGUGGGGAGCUACCUCUCUCUGCCUCCCCCCACCACAUCUGUCUGCAGGGCUGGGAGCCCCCACGAUUCAGUGGUCCUGAGCCUUCUGAAGUUAGGCUUCUGCCUGGUGGUGGGGAUCCUGACAUCAAGGAUGGGACACCCUGGAUGGAGGUUCCUGGGGCCUGGCCCCCAAGACUAUGAAGAGCCUUUGCUGAGGCCAUGAGGGGUUACCAUGGCGACCGAGGCAGCCAUCCCCGCCCAGCCCGCUUUGCUGACCAACAGCAUAUGGACGUGGGCCCUGCUGCCAGGGCCCCAUACCUGCUGGGCUCCAGGGAGGCCUUCUCCACCGAGCCCCGCUUCUGUGCCCCGAGAGCUGGCCUGGGACACAUUUCUCCUGAAGGGCCCCUGAGCCUGAGUGAGGGGCCGUCGGUAGGCCCUGAGGGAGGGCCAGCGGGGGCCGGGGUUGGGGGGGGUAGCAGCACCUUCCCCAGGAUGUACCCUGGCCAGGGCCCCUUCGACACCUGUGAAGACUGUGUGGGCCACCCACAGGGCAAGGGUGCCCCCCGCCUGCCUCCUACACUCCUGGAUCAGUUUGAAAAGCAGUUGCCAGUUCAACAAGAUGGCUUCCACACACUACCAUACCAGCGAGGGCCAGCAGGGGCAGGGCCCGGGCCAGCGCCAGGGACUGGCACUGCCCCAGAGCCCCGCAGUGAGAGCCCUAGCCGCAUCCGGCACCUGGUUCAUUCUGUGCAGAAGCUCUUUGCCAAGUCCCACUCUCUGGAGGCGCCGGGGAAGCGGGACUAUAAUGGGCCCAAGGCUGAGGGAAGAGGUGGCUCUGGAGGAGACAGCUACCCCGGCCCGGGCUCCGGAGGCCCCCACACCUCCCAUCACCACCAUCACCACCACCAUCACCACCACCACCAGUCCCGGCACGGCAAGAGGAGCAAGAGCAAGGACCGCAAGGGGGAUGGGCGGCACCAGUCCAAGUCCACAGGCUGGUGGAGUUCCGAUGACAACUUGGACAGUGAUAGCGGCUUCCUGGCGGGUGGGAGGCCCCCUGGGGAGCCUGGUGGUCCCUUCUGCCUGGAGGGUCCAGAUGGGUCCUACCGGGACUUGAGCUUCAAGGGGCGCUCGGGCGGGUCGGAAGGCCGCUGCCUUGCCUGCACUGGCAUGUCCAUGUCACUGGAUGGACAGUCGGUCAAGCGAAGUGCCUGGCAUACCAUGAUGGUCAGCCAGGGCCGGGAUGGAUACCCAGGGGCCGGGCCUGGCAAGGGACUCCUGGGUCCGGAGACCAAGGCCAAAGCCAGGACUUAUCACUAUCUGCAGGUGCCGCAAGAUGACUGGGGGGGUUACCCCACCGGUGGCAAGGAUGGGGAGAUCCCCUGCCGCAGGAUGCGGAGCGGCAGCUACAUCAAAGCCAUGGGGGAUGAGGAGAGCGGAGACUCAGACGGCAGCCCCAAGACAUCUCCCAAAGCAGUUGCCCGACGCUUCACCACCCGUCGCUCCUCCAGCGUGGACCAGGCCAGGAUCAACUGCUGUGUCCCACCCCGGAUCCACCCCCGGAGCUCCAUCCCUGGCUACAGCCGUUCCCUCACCACUGGACAGCUCAGCGAUGAGUUGAACCAGCAGCUGGAGGCCGUGUGCGGGUCGGUGUUUGGGGAGCUGGAGUCCCAGGCCGUGGACGCCCUGGACCUGCCCGGCUGUUUCCGCAUGCGGAGCCACAGCUACCUCCGGGCCAUCCAGGCCGGCUGCUCUCAAGACGACGACUGCCUGCCCCUCCUCGCUACCCCUGCCGCUGUCUCAGGGAGGCCCGGCUCCUCCUUCAACUUCAGAAAGGCCCCGCCCCCCAUCCCGCCGGGAAGCCAGGCCCCGCCCCGCAUCUCCAUCACCGCCCAGAGCAGCACCGACUCCGCGCACGAGAGCUUCACGGCGGCCGAGGGCCCCGCCCGGCGCUGCAGCUCCGCCGACGGGCUGGACGGCCCCGCCAUGGGUGCGCGCACACUGGAGUUGGCGCCGGUGCCGCCCCGGGCCAGCCCCAAGCCCCCCACACUCAUCAUCAAGACCAUCCCUGGCAGGGAGGAGCUGCGGAGCCUGGCGCGGCAGCGGAAGUGGCGGCCGUCCAUUGGGGUGCAGGUGGAGACGAUCUCAGAUUCGGACACCGAGAACAGGAGCCGGAGGGAGUUCCACUCCAUUGGAGUGCAGGUGGAAGAGGACAAGAGGCGAGCAAGGUUCAAGCGCUCCAAUAGUGUGACGGCUGGCGUGCAGGCAGACCUGGAGCUGGAGGGCCUGGCAGGCCUGGCCACGGUGGCCACAGAAGACAAGGCCCUGCAGUUUGGACGCUCCUUCCAGAGGCACGCCUCUGAGCCCCAGCCUGGGCCCCGGGCCCCCACCUACUCAGUCUUCCGCACGGUCCACACGCAGGGCCAGUGGGCCUACCGCGAGGGCUACCCACUGCCGUACGAGCCGCCGGCCACCGAUGGGUCGCCCGGCCCUGCCCCCGCCCCCACCCCCGGCCCUGGGGCCGGCCGCCGUGACUCCUGGAUAGAGCGCGGUUCACGUAGCCUCCCCGACUCAGGCCGCGCAUCCCCCUGCCCACGCGACGGCGAGUGGUUCAUCAAGAUGCUGCGGGCAGAGGUGGAGAAGCUGGAGCACUGGUGCCAGCAGAUGGAGCGUGAGGCGGAGGACUAUGAGCUACCCGAGGAGAUCCUGGAGAAGAUCCGCAGUGCUGUGGGCAGCACACAACUUCUCCUGUCCCAGAAGGUUCAGCAGUUCUUCCGGCUGUGUCAGCAAAGCAUGGAUCCCACUGCGUUCCCUGUGCCCACCUUCCAGGACCUGGCGGGUUUCUGGGACCUCCUACAGCUCUCCAUCGAGGAUGUGACCCUCAAGUUCCUGGAGCUACAGCAACUCAAGGCCAACAGCUGGAAACUCCUGGAGCCUAAGGAGGAGAAGAAGGUCCCUCCGCCGAUACCAAAGAAGCCCCUGCGGGGCCGGGGCGUGCCGGUGAAGGAGCGCUCCCUGGACUCCGUGGACCGGCAGCGGCAGGAAGCGCGCAAGAGGCUCCUGGCGGCCAAGCGCGCCGCUUCCUUCCGCCACAGCUCGGCCACCGAGAGCGCCGACAGCAUCGAGAUCUACAUCCCCGAGGCCCAGACCAGGCUGUGACCGGUCCGGCCCGCCCAGCCCGGCCCGGGCCCGCGGUUCUCCACCCGUACUGUACACCCAGCGUCGAGGUCACUGUGAACGCGGGCCGCCCCGUGCGCCCGCCCCACCGGCACCGGACGCCCCGGCCCCCGGGCCCGUCACACUCUCGUGGGUUUUUUACCUUCCUGAUCCCACGCGAAGGCGCCCGGGCUGGGCAGGGGGCCGUGCCUCUCCGCCCUGCGCCCCUCACCUGGAUCCCCUGCCCACCUGGUCCGACGCUUUGUCCCCACCUCCUCCCCAUGGGCACCAUCUCUGCCAUUCUUUCCCCCACGGGCCAGGCCGGGCCAGGUCCCUCAUCUGGGCUCUGCGUCCCCCCCCCCCCCACCCCGCGGGGCUGGGCUUCGUGGGGAUCAAGCUUCGUGGCUUUUUAUGAAGAAUCCCGAACCCUGCCUAGGAGCCCGCCCCACCCUCCCAGGGGCUCCAUCCUCAGCCCUCUGCCCACUGGGCCCAGGGACCACAGUGGCUGGACCAACCCAGGACCAGGGCGCCUGGGCCUCUCCCCUUUCCCAGCGGCUGGGGAGGGGAGAUGGGGGCUUCCCCUCACCACACCUGUGGCUGUUCCCACAUCCCCUUGAAUAUCCCAGGAAAAAUAAAACGGCAGAACUGCA
Pan troglodytes (chimpanzee) is the source of this 5728-nucleotide messenger RNA. RefSeq names its product DLG associated protein 3 (gene DLGAP3). Bases 2142 to 5081 code for a protein of 979 amino acids. Gene Ontology annotation, cellular component: glutamatergic synapse; postsynaptic specialization. The record is from RefSeq and is a predicted model, not a curated record. NCBI's taxonomy places the organism in Eukaryota, Metazoa, Chordata, Mammalia, Primates, Hominidae. Gene Ontology annotation, biological process: signaling. The transcript is spliced from 13 exons. Gene Ontology annotation, molecular function: molecular adaptor activity.